Molecule: messenger RNA, 1699 nt
Organism: Phalaenopsis equestris
Lineage: Eukaryota; Viridiplantae; Streptophyta; Magnoliopsida; Asparagales; Orchidaceae
Product: monodehydroascorbate reductase 4, peroxisomal
Exons: 7
Cellular component (GO): cytoplasm
Molecular function (GO): oxidoreductase activity, acting on NAD(P)H; flavin adenine dinucleotide binding
Source: RefSeq, a predicted model, not a curated record
AUACUUGGCGGCGGAGUGGCUGCCGGAUACGCCGCGCUUGAGUUUGCACAGCAAGGAAUCGCUCCCGGCGAACUAUGCAUCAUAUCUGAAGAAUCCACUGCUCCUUAUGAAAGGCCUGCAUUGAGCAAAGGAUUUUUGCUUCCAGAAGCUCCUGCACGCCUACCAGCAUUUCAUACCUGUGUUGGUUCCAAUGAUCAGAGGCUAACUCCAAAAUGGUAUGCGGAACAAGGCAUUGAACUUGUUCUCGGAACACGGGUGAAGUCUGCCGACGUGAAUCGCAAGACAUUAACUACAGCUGCUGGGGAAACGAUAAGCUACAAGACUCUCAUCAUUGCAACAGGAGCUAGGGCUUUGAAGCUUGAAGAAUUUGGGGUGAGGGGGUCUGAUGCUGAAAAUGUUUGCUAUUUACGUAAUUUAGCUGAUGCAACUAGGCUUGUGAGCAUAAUGCAAACCUGCAAUGGAGGAAAUGCUGUUGUCAUUGGUGGAGGCUACAUAGGAAUGGAGUGUGCGGCUGCUUUGGUCACCAGCAGAAUAAAAGUAACUAUGGUCUUUCCUGAGGAACAUUGUAUGGCACGUUUGUUCACGCCGAAAAUUGCUGAUUUUUAUGAAGCCUACUAUGAGUCGAAAGGAGUGAAUUUCAUAAAGGGAACUGUGUUGUCAUCAUUUGAAAAUGAUUCGGAUGGAAAGGUGACAGCAGUAGUUCUCAGAGACGGAACGCGAGUGCCUACUAACAUGGUCGUCGUAGGCAUUGGAAUUCGUCCAAAUACGAGCCUCUUCGAGGGUCAGCUGGCUAUAGAGAAAGGUGGAAUCAAGGUCAACGGUCGAAUGCAGACUAGUAACAGUUCUGUCUAUGCUGUCGGUGAUGUAGCUGCUUUCCCUGUCAAGUUAUUCGGCGGUGAAUAUCGUCGGCUUGAGCACGUAGAUUCUGCUCGGAAGUCUGCAAGGCAUGCUGUUUCAGCUAUUACAACACCUGACAAAACAGUUGACUUUGACUACCUGCCUUUCUUCUACUCCAGAGUCUUCACACUUUCUUGGCAGUUCUAUGGAGAUAAUGUUGGAGAAGUAAUACAUUAUGGAGAUUUCCUCGCCAGAAGAUUUGGUGCAUACUGGGUCAAUAAAGGCAGGAUUGUGGGGGCUUUCCUGGAAGGAGGGAGCAGAGAGGAGUAUGAGGCUAUUGCUAAGGCUGUUAAGCUCAAUAUGGUAGCUCAUGACAAAUCAGAGAUAGAAAAGCUGGGAGUCGAAUUUGUAUCGAAUGCCGGUCGACAUCAAGAGGUAGCCGGUGGCCUUGUUCUUGAAAAGCCGCUCUACGAAUGGCAUGCUGCUGCUGGAAUCGGCAUCGCUUUAUUUAUCACGGCGUUUGCUUACUGGUAUGGGAAGCGCCGCCAAAGAUGGUGAUGCUGGUGAAAUCUUUCCCUGUAUUGCUAUAAAAUUCCAUUGAUGCACACUGCCUCUGACCAUUUGCCUGAAGUUGAUUGCAAACAUAGAGCAUGUACACAGGCAGUUACAGAUCCCAUUUGUCUUCUGUAAAUCACUUGUACCAGAGUAUAUAUUGGUUAUUAUAGCGCAUAGCAUAAUGUUGGAGACUAAUUUAUAAUUAAUUGUUGUAAAAAUUUUGCAUACAAUAUUUUAGAAAUGUAUCUAUGAAUAUUUAGACCAUGUGAUAUGAUGAAUUUUAAAGUCUUUUAGGUGGCAAUUUACC